CUGUUAAAAAUACUUCUAAGAGGUUUAGCAUUAAAUUCCAUCACGAAUCUGUUACGAUUAUUUGCUACAAUGGUGCAGAAAGGUCCUCGUCCCUUGGUUCUUUGUGGACCCUCCGGCUCAGGGAAAAGUACAUUGCUGAAGCGGCUUUUAAAUGAUUUUCCUGACAAGUUCGGAUUUAGUGUAUCUCAUACCACAAGAGGUCCUCGUCCUGGCGAAAAAGAUGGUGUUCAUUAUCACUUUACUAAUAAAAGUGAUAUGAUUGCUGCCGUUGAAAAAGGCGAAUUUAUAGAAACUGCAACAUUUAGCGGAAAUAUGUAUGGGACAAGCAAGAGAGCAGUAGAAGAUGUCCGAUGCACUGGCAAGACAUGCAUUUUGGACAUAGAAAUAGAGGGUGUGAAGCAGAUUAAGCAGACGGACUUAGACCCACUACUUGUGUUUGUGAUGCCACCAAAUAUUGAACAGCUCGAGAAACGUUUACGAGCUCGUAACACAGAACAAGAGGAUGCAUUAAAGAAAAGAUUGGAGACAGCCAGUCGUGAAAUUGUAUAUGGUCAAGAACCCGGUAAUUUCCACAUAAUCAUUGUCAAUGACAACUUGGACAAGGCAUAUUCUGAGUUACGUGAUUUUGUAUCUCAAAACUUACAAAGUAGUGAACCAGGUGUUUUGGAUUACUGA
Messenger RNA from Danaus chrysippus (African queen), 675 nucleotides. The record is from the annotation of a GenBank genome assembly. Lineage: Eukaryota; Metazoa; Arthropoda; Insecta; Lepidoptera; Nymphalidae.